AUGCUUUCUAGGUCUACUAUCUCUUCUGUAAGACAAUUGUCGUCUACAUCAGCACUUUUGAACAAACCUACCAAACCAAAAAGCAAGUCCCCAAAAAAGAAACUACAAAAAGAGGUGACGUAUGGUCCACUUUCAGAUGCUCAAAAGGCAUAUUUGGAUAGAGUUAUCAGAGUUGACCAGGCUGGUGAAUUGGGUGCCAAUUAUAUUUACAUGGGACAAUACACCGUAUUGGCUUCUAAAUACCCCCAUUUGAAACCGGUAUUACACCACAUGUGGGAACAAGAAAUCCACCACCAUAAUACUUUUAAUGAAUUGCAAACCAAACGUCGUGUUAGGCCCAGUUUGUUGACUCCAUUAUGGAAGUUGGGUGCUAUUGGAAUGGGUAUGGGUACAGCAUUGAUUGGGAAAGAAGCAGCUAUGGCAUGCACGGUUGCUGUAGAAACUGUUAUUGGAGGUCAUUAUAACCAACAAUUAAGAGUAUUGCUGAAUCAAUAUGGUGUACCUAUAUAUGACAAAAAAUCAGGGGUUUUACUUAACCCUGAUGAAGUUGAGAAACCAGCACAGACUUCUGAAGAAUUGACGGAGUUGAAGAAUCAAAUAAGUGAAUUCAGAGAUGAUGAAUUAGAACAUUUGAACACAGCACUUGAUCAUGAUGCUGAAAAGGCUGUUCCUUAUAUGCUAAUAACAGAAGGAAUAAAAUUGAUUUGUCGUGGUGCAAUCUGGACUGCUGAGAGGAUUUAA
Candida dubliniensis CD36 is the source of this 741-nucleotide messenger RNA. RefSeq names its product putative monooxygenase. Gene Ontology annotation, biological process: ubiquinone biosynthetic process. Gene Ontology annotation, cellular component: mitochondrial inner membrane. Gene Ontology annotation, molecular function: 3-demethoxyubiquinol 3-hydroxylase activity. The transcript has a single exon. The record is from RefSeq and is a predicted model, not a curated record. NCBI's taxonomy places the organism in Eukaryota, Fungi, Ascomycota, Pichiomycetes, Serinales, Debaryomycetaceae. Bases 1 to 741 code for a protein of 246 amino acids.